AUGAGGGAUGAUACCCCCAAUAUCAUCGCCGCAGCCGCCGUGACGCUCCCUCUGGCUACUGUUGCCCUCCUCCUCCGACUCCUCUCGCGUCGAAUCACAAAGACUGGAUAUGGCUGGGACGAUGUGUUUGCCAUUGUGGGUUGGAUCGGCUCAUUGGCACUCUUGAUCAAUGGCAUGAUCUGGAUUCGCAAUGGACUCGGCCGACCGAUGGACUACAACCUCUCCAAGGACUACACGUACGCGGAUAAGCAGCGGACUGCUUGGUUGCAGAUCUGGUGCACGAGCAUGACCUAUACAUUUGCCAUCGCCUUUUCCAAGUUUGCGAUUGUUGCCUUUUACUGGCGACUCUUCAAAUAUUCCGACAUUCGCGUCCCGAUUCAGGUCCUCUCAGCGGUCACUGUUAGCUGGUUCUUCCUCCGACUGUUUAUGGUGACACUGCAAUGCAUUCCCACUUCAGCCUUUUGGGAAGAGCCCCUUGAGACAAAGACUCAAAAGUGUCACGUUCGCGAAUCCGCCUUCUUCUUCUCGACCGUCCUUACGCAUGUCCUGAUCGACUGCGCCAUCCUCGCACUGCCUGCCAUCGAAGUCGGCAGGCUUCAUCUUCCAAAGGGCCAAAAGGUGGCCGUCAUCGCCUUGUUCGCAUUUGGCGCCGUGACUUGCCUCGCCUCAAUCUUUGUCCUCAUCGAAUCGUUCAGGUACAAAUCGGACUCGCCAGAGCCGACGUUGCAAUUCGGUCCUCACUACGCUUGGUCCAUCGCGGAAUGCAACCUGGCCGUAAUAGCUGCUUCCCUACCGAUGCUCCGACCGAUCGCCCGAAAGAUCCUCCCGGGAUCAUUUCUCAGCUCCAACAGUGGCGGCGGCCAAUCGACUAAAGCCAGCGCACCCUUCAGCAACGGCAUCAAGCUCACGGGCAUCACCAAGACCAAAGAGCGCGACGGCGACGGCUCAAGCUCUACACACGAGCUGACACCGGGAAUGGAUCCUGGACCGUCAGACUUUGAUGCACCCGACUGGCCGCACAGCGCGCAGACGGUGAUAUCGAGCCCUUGGCGAAAGUACACGUCAUCCCGGGACUUUCAGGACCUGGAGCAGGGCGGCGGCAUCCACGUACAUAAUGAGACGGCAAUAAAUGUCGAACGGAUAUGA
Fusarium keratoplasticum is the source of this 1146-nucleotide messenger RNA. RefSeq lists its product as uncharacterized. NCBI's taxonomy places the organism in Eukaryota, Fungi, Ascomycota, Sordariomycetes, Hypocreales, Nectriaceae. The transcript has 5 exons. Bases 1 to 1146 code for a protein of 381 amino acids. The record is from RefSeq and is a predicted model, not a curated record.